CAUUUAUUGGCGAUAAAUGUUCUACUGUUGGAUUAUAUAGCUGCUCUGCGGUAAAACGUUUACGUAAGCGCCAAGCCUAUAAUUUUUUAAUAAUGGAGGCGAUACUUGUUUUUUACGUUGUGUUCAUGGCUGCCUGUACAUCUGCCCAGAACGAUUCCCCUUUACCAAAGAAAAUCACCACUGGGAAACUUUUAACUACUGUCCCGGGCAAACAAGCCGAAAAUUCGAACAUCGUGUACGCUGUGCCAGGCAACUUAGUGACCAUUUCCUGUAACGCAUCCAUCGAGCUGAAUCUCAACGAAACGACUACUUUUACCCUGCAAAUUUUCAAGAAUUCACAGUCCAUGCGCAACGUCCUUCUCACUUAUCUAAACAUACCACCGCGGAAAAUUCUGCUGCCGUUGAAUGGGUGGAAGGACCGAAACAUAACGUUGUAUUUUCAAGAAUACCCGUUGGUCUAUCUUCCCAAUACCUCGGUGCAAGAUGAAGCCACCUAUGUGUGCUGUGUCAACCUGGAGUCGCGGUACCGAGCAUUUGUUAGCCGCACAAAAUUAAAAGUUUUAUGAGAAUCUGUAUCUCUUAGGGAAUAAUUUAUUACGGCCAUGUAUCAGCGGAUCUCAUUCUUUUUGCUUGCUUGAAUAAACAAUUUUUCUUAACAUGCUGUACCUUUUAAAGAAGGCGAUAUCUGUCGUGCUGGUUUGUAUUACUGGUAAAAGCUGUACUACAGACACUGAUUAAACACUAAA
Molecule: messenger RNA, 746 nt
Organism: Paramacrobiotus metropolitanus
Lineage: Eukaryota; Metazoa; Tardigrada; Eutardigrada; Parachela; Macrobiotidae
Exons: 2
Coding region: 93-566 (157 amino acids)
Source: RefSeq, a predicted model, not a curated record